AUGCCAGAGCAUAAGAAACUGUGGAAUGAUUGGUGUGACCAAUACCACUUGGAACUGAUUGACAAGAAUCUGAAUGGCAUACCUACACCACCAAAGCCUUUUGUUGAAAUGGAAGAAGCCGAGUUGAAUUCCUGGCUCUCUAAAGUAGACUUUGCAAAACUUGAAGAUGGUAAUGAGAGAAAAUUCAAGGUAACAGUUCCCACAAAGCAAGAGCUUUGCAAAAAUAGUCAAACCACAAAAACAGAUGUAAUCAACCUUCCAUUGUCAUUGGAGGAUAAUUCUACAUUGAAUGGUACAGCUUCAAUAUUUGAAGAGUUUUCUAUUUUCUUUUCCUUGCCCAAAAAAUAA
Molecule: messenger RNA, 348 nt
Organism: Paramuricea clavata
Lineage: Eukaryota; Metazoa; Cnidaria; Anthozoa; Malacalcyonacea; Plexauridae
Source: the annotation of a GenBank genome assembly